Cooperia oncophora is the source of this 1065-nucleotide messenger RNA. The record is from the annotation of a GenBank genome assembly. Lineage: Eukaryota; Metazoa; Nematoda; Chromadorea; Rhabditida; Trichostrongylidae.
AUGCGUAUUCAUUUCAAGGAAGCUGCUCUUUUGAAUGGACGAUGUUGGGGAUAUGAAAGAAACUGCACCUAUGAAAAGAGCUAUUCUGCCGAACUUGGUGUACCGAAAUGUUCGCCGUCAUCCAAACGGGAACGUUUCUACAAACAAGCUGAUUUUGGAUAUGUUGCUGAGAGAAGCAAUAUGCACGAUAUCUGUUCCUCACAAGAUCAGGGAGGAAGCAGUUUGAGAUGUUCGGACGAUCUUCGCUAUUGCCAGGCGGCCAACAUCUUCUUCCAUUUCAAGAGUUGGAACGCAAAAAAUUCGAAGCGAUAUCGAGAGGAUGUGGUCCAGCGUGGCGAAGUUGGUGGUAACUGUGAAAAAUUCAACUCCAAGAUCUUGAAGGGAAACCUGAACGAGCGCGGCUACUUACGUAGGCGGACGAGUUUUAUAACAACUUCGAGUCAGUGGCCUUCUUUCACUGUGGACGACGAACACUGUGACAUAAUUUUCGAAAGACCGACAAUUGUGAUGAAACUGGACGCCUCUGUGAACAUGUACCAUCACUUCUGCGAUUUUGUCAACCUAUAUGCUUCACAGCACAUCAACGGAUCAUUUAAUCAGCAGGUCGACCAUUGUCUGGGUGGACACAUUUCAAGUGGUGGAUUCGUUGACACGCCGUGGUUUGCGACACGUGAAAGCAUUUUUCUGGAUUCAAGCCUGUCAAUAACUGUCAUGGCUGGCCGUCGGUUUUUGCUUUUAAUGGGAAGCGCCAUGUUCCCAUUACUAGCAAGACAGGCUUUUGGUCUCUAUUAUAACACUCCACUGGUUAGUUGUAAAACUCGUUCUUCAAUUCGUUAUUGCAAGUCGCAAGCCAUUCAGGAAACAGGUUGCCACGGUACAGGACUAAUGCAUGCGUUUGCUCAUCAUAUUCUACAUCGAUUACGUAUCGAACAGGAGGGGCCUCUGCUUGAUAACGUACGGGUGACGAUCCUUUCGAGAGGCACCAAUUUCCAGGACCAAUUCUCACAAUUUAAAAUGGAGGGAAGGAAGCGAAGUGGGAGAGGAAACAACUAUAGCGGCGUUACG